AUGGUGUCUCGUUAUCCAAUUGGUGGUUUCGCUUUCCAUAGGCACCAGUUUCAUCUACUUCUACGACAUUUGGGAAUCUUCUCUCAAAAAGAACGUAACUUUCUUCAAGUUGACGAUGAGGGGGGUUGGAUAGUCGUCCCAUUAACUACAAUAAUCGUUUUCACUAAGACUCUUAUGAUGGCCGAGUGUUGCGAGGAGUGUUGUGAGCAAAUGGAAGAAGACGCUUAUUCGGAAUGGCUCCGUGAAGCCAAUGAUGGAGUCAAUGCUUCUCAAAUGCAUAAUGGAACAUCAGACGCCAUGGGAUAUUUCUUAGGAGAGGUCAUGUUUCCAUAUCAAGCUGAUUCAGAUUUUGAGCUCAGCUUAUCAGUUGGAGACUAUGUUGUUAUCAGAGAGGUAGUGAGUAGCGUGUGGGCAGAAGGAGAAUGUAAAGGCAACGCGGGUUGGUUUACUUACAUCUACAUCGAAAGAAGGGAUCGUGUCUUCGCAACUAAGGUCAUCGAGGUCUUCUAG
Messenger RNA from Arabidopsis thaliana (thale cress), 510 nucleotides. Its product is annotated as SH3 domain-containing protein. The record is from RefSeq and is marked reviewed. NCBI's taxonomy places the organism in Eukaryota, Viridiplantae, Streptophyta, Magnoliopsida, Brassicales, Brassicaceae. The transcript has 5 exons. The coding region runs from base 1 to 510 and encodes 169 amino acids.